This is a messenger RNA of Oryzias latipes (Japanese medaka), 3556 nucleotides long. It is a transcript of the gene arih2, whose product is annotated as ariadne homolog 2 (Drosophila). Gene Ontology annotation, molecular function: zinc ion binding; ubiquitin-protein transferase activity. The record is from RefSeq and is a predicted model, not a curated record. Gene Ontology annotation, biological process: protein ubiquitination. Lineage: Eukaryota; Metazoa; Chordata; Actinopteri; Beloniformes; Adrianichthyidae.
GAUAAGCACCUCCAACAGUCUAUCUUCCGCUAAACAGGCAAGCACACAGGUGAACAUCGCUCUCCAGAUUUCCCCUCAUGAAAAGUCCUUCAUAGUGGUCACAGAAAGUCCGCGCAGCUGUGCUCCAGCAGGUUCCCUUCUUUUGCAGACGGAGCAGUAAUCUGUGGCCCAAAUGAGUGACGGAGAGUGUGACUUUUUCUGCUUUUUCCGUUGCUGCUGAGCGCGCUCCAUAUGCGCCUCAGGCAGACAGGAAGGCAGGGUGUCCCCUAACAGUGGCACCAGGUGGACAAGUUGCUGGAAGAAAGCAGGGGGGAGGGGGUGGAGCUCCACAACCAUUUAGGCUACACCUGAACUAGGUGGAUCUGGCAGGUAGGCAAGUCGUCUACCUGUCUGGGUGGUUGAUUGAAUCGACUGGAUGUCCGUGGACAUGAACAGCCAGGCUUCAGACAGCAACGAAGAGGACUUCGGGGUGAACUCUGAAGAGGAGGAUGAGGAUGAUGGAGUGGAUGAAGAAGUUGACAUACCAGGUUAUUAUGAAGGCGUGGCCAGUGAUGUGGAGCAACAGAGCGCGGAUUCCUUCGACCCAGAGGAGUAUCAGUUUACUUGUCUGACGUAUAAAGAGAGUCAGAGGGUGCUGAUGGAGGAAGUGAACAAUGUCGCUGCCGCACUGAAGGUUUUACCCUCAGUGGCCAAACUGAUCCUGGUUCAUUUUUACUGGCAGGUUUCACAAAUCCUGGACAGAUGCAAGUCCAACCCCUCUCUUCUAAUGUCUGAUGCUCUGGUCCAGCCCCCCAGCAGCAGCAGCAGAUUAGUCACUGCCCCUCAGUCCCUCCAGUGUGGUGUGUGUCUACAGGUUGUCAGGAGGGACUACUUGCUGACACUGCCCUGUCAGCAUUAUUUCUGCACAGCAUGCUGGGAGCAGCACUGCACUGUUUUAGUCAAAGAUGGCACAGGAGUAGGUAUCUCGUGUAUGGCUCAGGACUGUCCUCUCCGGAUGCCAGAGGACUUUGUUCUGCCUCUGCUGCAGGGAGAGGAGCUGAAGGACAAAUACAGACGCUACCUCUUUAGAGACUACAUCGAGAGUCACUUCCGGUUGCAGUUGUGUCCGGGUGCAGACUGCCCCAUCGUCAUCAAGGUGCAGGAGCCUCGGGCGCGCAGAGUUCAGUGUAGCCGCUGUGGUGAAGUCUUCUGUUUUAAAUGCCGUCAGAUGUACCACGCCCCCACAGACUGUGCAACCAUUCGGAAAUGGCUGACCAAAUGUGCAGACGACUCAGAGACUGCAAACUACAUUAGUGCACACACUAAAGAUUGUCCAAAGUGCAAUAUCUGCAUCGAGAAGAAUGGAGGGUGUAAUCACAUGCAAUGUUCCAAGUGCAAACACGACUUCUGCUGGAUGUGCCUUGGAGACUGGAAGAGUCAUGGCAGUGAAUACUACGAGUGCAGCCGCUACAAAGAAAACCCGGAUAUAGUUAACCAGAGCCAGCAAGCUCAGGCCAGAGAGGCCCUGAAGAAAUACCUCUUCUACUUUGAGAGGUGGGAGAACCACAACAAAUCCCUGCAGCUGGAAGCUCAGACGUACCAUAGGAUCCAGGAGAAGAUCCAGGAAAGAGUAAUGAACAAUCUGGGAACGUGGAUUGACUGGCAGUACCUGCAUAAUGCUGCAAAGCUCCUUGCUAAGUGUCGCUACACACUGCAGUACACCUAUCCUUAUGCCUAUUACAUGGAGUCUGGGCAACGGAAGCAGCUGUUUGAGUAUCAACAAGCGCAGCUUGAAGCAGAGAUAGAGAACCUGUCCUGGAAGGUGGAGCGGGCCGACAGCUAUGAGAGGGGAGUGGUGGGAGGCGAGGGGGACCUCAGUGCGAGUGACAGAGGGGAUCUGGAGAAUCAGAUGCACAUUGCAGAGCAGAGGCGACGGACGCUGUUGAAGGAUUUUCACGACACCUGAGGCUCCGAUUGUGACUGCAGAGCACCAGCAUCUCUCCUUCCUCACCUCUUUUUCUUGUCUCUUCCUCUGCUUCCUUCCAUCACUUUCUCUCAGUGCAGCCACACCAUUCGCUUUUCACCACUCGUCCAUUUGCAUCCCUUUAUUUUUGCCUUUUGCCUCCUCCCAUUUUGUAACGCUGCAGGGUCACAGAAUGUCAUGACCGUCUUGCCCCCCGGCCACUCGUGUUUCAUUUGCUCCUCAUGCACACGGUUUUGGUUUUAGAGCAUUAACCCACCAUGGUAACACUUGUUUCAGCUUUUCAGAUCUGAUUAUGCGGGGUAAAGUCUGAGGUUUAAAGUCUAAAAACAGCAGGUCCUCCUCUCCCCGUGAAAUUAGACGUAUCCAUGGUAACGCAAACAUUUUUUGCCCAGUUGGAGAAGCAGCCCUGUUCGUUACCCUUCAAUCCCACAAAAAGCACAUGGAGCGAAAUGAUAAAGGAAAAGCUUGUGGGUGUAUUAGGUAGACAAAGAAGUUAAAAAUAUUUUCUUCAGACAGAUAUCGUCUGUUGUAGAUUUAAUUUUUUUUGGCAUAUUGUAAAACCAUAAUGAGUAGCAGGUGCUGACUGAUGGUCGAUGAGUAUCACUUCCUGAGUUUUGUCUGGUUAUCAGCAAAUGUGAAAUGUAGUCUAAUCUCAAGUGAGAUUGAUGGAGAUGACUAAAAUAUCUAAAUAUGUAAUGCCACAGGGUGAUGGAAGGUUGUUUGUAUGACAUUGUUAGUUUAAAUCAUCUGCUGCAAACGUCCAUCUGUGCAGGUUGGUGAUACUUCCAGAAGAUUUUUGCUAACAUUUCCCAACAAAAUCAGGUACAGAGCAACAGUGAAGCCAGCAGACGUUAUUCAAUUAUAGCUAUUUUUUUUUAUAUCACCUUAAAGGAAUAAAUCCUAUGUAGUUCUAAUUUGUGAAUUUAAUUUUCCUUUGCAUUGAGAAAGGUUAAACCAGAUGAACGUGUAUGUAGAUGGCAGCUGCUGUAACCUUUUUUGCAGGUCUUUCACUUUGACUGAAUGACCUGCUGGUUUUACUGCCGGCAGAUGGUAAUUAGGAUGACAUGAAGCUACCUUAUUGGUGUAUAAUAUUAAUACUGCCAUGACAGUUUUGCUAACUUUUUUUUUCAGGAAAAGAAGUGUAGAUUGAGGCCAGAGUGGGUUUCCUCCGUUGAAGUGUGAUAAUAAUGCCUUUAUUCAUUAAUUGGGUGAUCUAAAGCCAUGUAUGAUGAUGAAAUAAGUGUAAUCUCAGUCAUUCACACACUAAAGAAUAACAGGGUGUCCCACUGACAUCUUUUUUCACAGUGUGCACACACCAACACACUCCAUAACAGAAAACCAACAUUUCCUGUUAGUUUGUCUCCUGUUGUGUUUGUGCUUCUCUUUCUUUAGUCAUCCCCUUGUUUGUUUUUUCUUUCUGUUUUUCUUUUUCCCAGCUUAUAUUGUUCACGUUUCUUCUGGAAAACAGCUGUGUUGAUCGUUUCAAAAAAAAUGUAAAAAAAGAGAAAAAAAACACCAAAAAAAAAGCUGUAAUUUUCAACGGUUGUACAUUAAUACAGAAAUAGAGUUACUGAGAGAGUUUUUAAAACUGGA